Messenger RNA from Hemicordylus capensis (graceful crag lizard), 2434 nucleotides. RefSeq names its product integrator complex subunit 15 (gene INTS15). NCBI's taxonomy places the organism in Eukaryota, Metazoa, Chordata, Lepidosauria, Squamata, Cordylidae. The coding region runs from base 189 to 1676 and encodes 495 amino acids. The record is from RefSeq and is a predicted model, not a curated record. The transcript is spliced from 7 exons.
AACAGCAAGGAUAACAGGCGACUGCUAAAGACUCGACGGUCACGCUCGACAGAGAAGCAGGCUCGGAAAAACCAUUGCUCGAAGCCCCGCCCACUCCGAGGCAAACCUAACCCCGCCGCGCCCGGAAGCGCUGUUGCUCGUCUUGGUCACCGGGUGUCGCUGCUGCGCAGGCGUGAAUAAAUUGUCGAAUGGCAGCAGCCGCUGCUCCAGGUCGUCCUUUUUGGCCGCGACCGGCCACCGUCUACCAUUCGGCCGCCGCUGGCCGGAGGUGGCGGACGGAGCGGGUGCGGAAGAGGUGCGGAAGCCGCGAGGGACGGAGCGGGAAAGCGGGCACCAUGAGCGACAUCCGACACUCGCUGCUCCGCCGGGAUGCUUUGAGCGCGGCGAAGGAAGUCCUCUACCACCUGGACAUCUACUUCAGCAGCCAGCUGCAGAACGUGCCGCUGCCCAUCGUGGACAAGGGGCCCGUCGAACUGCUGGAGGAGUUCCUCUUUCAGAUCCCCAAGGAGCGCGGCUCCCAGCCCAAGAGAAUGAACUCACUGCAGGAGCUUCAGCUGCUGGAGAUCAUGUGCAACUAUUUCCAAGAGCAAAGCAAGGACUCUGUCCGGCAGAUCAUUUUCUCCUCCCUCUUCAGCCCUCAAGGAAACAAAGCGGAUGACAGUAGGAUGGCCCUUCUGGGGAAGCUGGUCUCGAUGGCAGUCGCUGUCUGUAGGGUGCCCGUCUUGGAGUGUGCAGCUUCAUGGCUGCAGCGGACGCCAGCUGUCUACUGUGUGAGACUGGCACAGGCCUUGGUGGACGACUACUGCAGUCUGGUGCCGGGUUCCGUCCAGACCCUGAAGCAGAUCUUCAGCGCCAGCCCUCGCUUCUGCUGCCAGUUCAUCACGUCGGUCACCAUGCUCUAUGACAUGUCGUCGGAUGAGCUCAUCCCCCCUCCGGACUUGCUGGAGAUGGUUGUUUCCUGGAUCUUCGAGGACCCCCGCUUGAUCCUCAUCACCUUCUUGAACACGCCCAUUGCAGCCAGCCUGCCGAUUGGGUUUUUGGAGCUCACUCCGCUCAGCAGCCUGAUUCGCUGGUGUGUGAAGGCCCCACUGGCUUACAAAAGGAGGAAGCCCCUUCUGUCGAACGGCCACCUCAACGGGAAGCUGGCUAAGGACUCUUCUGCCUCGGAGAAAGACUGUCAUCCUCUGUAUUCCAAACUGCACCUCAGCGUCCUCCAGGUCCUGAUGAUGCUGCAGGGGCACUUGACUGAAAAGAACUUAUAUGGGCGCCUGGGGCUGGUCCCUUUUGAGCACGUGGUUUCUCUUGUGGAAGAAAUGAGCAGGCUGGCAGAUGAACUCAACCCACCCAAAGAGACUGAGCUGGCGCUUGACCGGCUGGCUCAGGCCUUGCAGGUGGCCAUGGCGUCCGGGGCACUGCUGUGCACGAGAGAGGAUCUAAGGACGGUCUGCUCCAGACUACCCCAUAACAACCUGCUCCAGCUGGUGAUCUCAGGUCCAGUCCAGCAGCAAGCUCAUGCUGCUCUGCAUCCAGGAUUUUAUCCACCAAUCCACACCCCUCCUCUGGGGUAUCCUACCCACCCGGCACACCCAGCAAUGCCAGCACACCCUGCUCUCCCUGCCCAUCCUGUACAGACGUUCAUCCCGGGCGUACCGUUUCCCUACCGCCCUAUCCGCUGAAUGGCAUGUGAGCUCCAAGAAUCUAUUUUCCACUGACUGACUGGAGAAGCCCUCAGGGAGAGUGCUAAAUCCUUUGGGGGAAACCAUGUGUCACCAUCUUUAGUCUUGUGAAGUGCUCUCUAGAGGUAAAGAUUUCUUCUCCAGCAGGAAGAUUUUGCAAGCAUUAGAUAUCACAAUGGGACCGGUGCUGUUUUGAUUUUUUUAAAAGACAAAAUUUAUUGUAUGGAUAAGAAGAGACACCAAGGCCCCAAAAUGGAUGGGACAGCUUCUGUCAACUUGUGUUAAACAGGGCCCUGGAAUGGUGAAGCUCUGUUUGUCAUCUGCUGGGCCUGCUGUCAACACCUUUGUGGGACCUGACCUCCCCCUUCAGGAAAACCUUUGGUUGCUUCAUGUGGAAAAGAGGAAGGAGAACAGCCACUUCAUGUUUUGUAAACAGUGCCCUUGGCCUUUUCCUGUAUAUCCCAAUUUGAGAGUCUGGAUGUUUGUUUUUUAAAAACUGCAGGUUUUUGCUUCAAGAGUAGCCACCUCCGGCAUUUUCUUUCCGGGGGUGGGGGAGAAAAUGAUCUCUGACUCUGUUUCUUUGAUAUUGUUUGACAAAUCUAUAUUUGAUUAGAAAAAGAUCUUUUCCUUCCUUGAUUUGCUUUGGGUGGCAGCUUGUGAUGUCUUUUUAGAGGUUCAAACUAGGUGUGUGUGUAAAUGCAGGUACUCAUCUGCCAAAGUUCAUGUUUUUAAGCAAAAAUUAAAGUUCUCCCUCAGUG